AUGAGCAUCAUCGAAAACCGUCUUAAGGACCUCGGAGUUUCCCUGCCCGAAGCAGCCGCGCCGGCAGCGAACUACGUCCCCUUCGUGAAAACAGGAAACCAGCUCUAUAUCUCAGGACAGCUUCCCAUGAUGGAUGGCAAGAUCCAAGUCACGGGCAAGCUCGGUGCCGAUGUUGACCUUGAAAGCGGAAAGUCUGCAGCCCGGUUCUGUGCCAUCAAUCUUCUUGCACAGGCCAAGGCCGCGACCGGUAAUCUCGACAAGGUUACGCGCCUUGUGAAAAUUGUCGGCUUUGUGAAUUCUACCGAUGAUUUCACAGAUCAGCCUCAGGUCAUCAAUGGUGCCUCCGACUUCCUCGUGGAAGCGAUGGGGGACAAGGGACGACACGCCCGAUCCGCCGUCAGCGCGGCCUCCCUGCCCUUUGGCGUUGCGGUUGAAAUCGACGCUAUUUUUGAAAUCGAAGACUGA
This is a messenger RNA of Effrenium voratum, 465 nucleotides long. The record is from the annotation of a GenBank genome assembly. NCBI's taxonomy places the organism in Eukaryota, Dinophyceae, Suessiales, Symbiodiniaceae.